GUUACCCACCAGCAAGGAUCAACUAUACUUCCAAACUCAGGCAGCAGUGUAACUAUUCCACCAAACUAUCACAGUCUUGUGUUACCAUCACCAUGAACCAAACUGUCAAGCAAGUUCACUCUGGAUCCACCCAAGGAAAAAAACAAAUAUCCAUUCACAACAAUACUGCCCAUCAAAAGGGAUCUGCUGUUUCCUACCAUGGAGGUCAUUAUCAAGCCAAGCAUGGAGGACACGUUAGAGCUCCCAGUGUCCAUGGAGGUCAUUAUCAAGCCCAGCAUGGAGGACAUGUUAGAGCUCCCAGUGUCCAUGGUGGAUCUGGUGGAAAAGGCAUAAGCAUCUCUAGACAUUUCUCUCAUGGCCACAGCUUUGGAUCUGUUCAUGGUUACAGUCAUGGAAAUCACUUCACGCACCAAAGUGCUCAUGGUGUUUUCAAGAAUGAUAGUCUUUUGUGCUUUAAUGAGAAGGAGACAAUGCAGCUACUGAAUAACCGAAUGGCCACAUACAUGGAAAAAGUGUGCUCCUUGGAACAAACAAAUGGUAAUUUGGAGAGAAAUAUUAGAGAAUGGUUUGAGAAGAAUGAGCCCGAUGGUCUACCAGACUGCACCAAGUACUACAGGACCAUUCAGGAGCUUCAGAAUCAGAUUCCUGUAGCCUAUAAACAAAAUGCAAAAGUGUUUUUGGACAUGGACAAUGCCAAACUGACAGCAGAUGACUUAAGGAACAAAUAUGAAUUGGAGAAUAAUCUGAGAAAUUGUGUUGAGACUGAUGUCAAGGGUCUCCACAGAGUUCUAGAGAGACUGAACAUGGAGAUAGAUGAUCUUCAAAUGCAGGUCUGCAGCCUUCAAGAGGAGCUCCAAGACCUGAAGAAGACCCAUGAAGAGGAGGUCAACUGUCUGCGCACCCAUUUGGGUGCUAGAGUCAGCGUAGAAGUCAAUGCUGCUCCAUGUAAAGAUUUGAACAAAACCUUGUCUGAGAUUCGACAGGAGUAUGAAAUGCUAAUGGAGAGAAACCUCAACGAGGUUGAGGAUAUCUUCCUUACAAGGAGUGAAGAACUGAACCGUGAUAUGGUGUUCGGAGCUGAACUAUUGCAGUCAGUUUCUAGUGACCUUAUUGAGUUGAAACGCAGCCUGCAAACACUGGAAAUUGAGCUUCAAAGCCAAUUAAGUGUGAAAUCAGCUCUAGAGGACUCAUUGGCCGAAACAGAAGCCACUUACCAAUCUCAACUAGCCCAAAUACAAUGUCUGAUCAACAACCUGGAGUCAGAGCUGGGACAAAUACGAUUCGACCUGGAAAAGCAAAAGACCGCUUAUAAAAUACUCAUGGACCAGAAGAGCCACUUGGAGAUGGAGAUUGCCACAUAUAAACAUCUUAUAGAAGGACAUGAAAUCCAUGCUCCUGUUCGUAACAACAAUACUGAUACUCACCAUGCUGUAAAAGUUCAGAUCACCACAGCACAAGUUCACCAGGCCAAGUGUUAAUAAUCUUUUUUGAACCGGAUAACAGAUGUGUUUUAGGGCUCGUUCACACUUGCGAUAGGCUUUGCAGCCCUCUGAAAAGCCAUCUGCUUUGGAUCGCUUUUUAGUGUGUGGUAGGCAGACAGCUGGAAGGUGUUAUAGUGCCUCCUGACUGCAUGCCCAUCUGCCGCCCAUCUACUAUUUUUUCACCUCCCACAGGCCGUAAGUGUGAACAAGCCCUUAUGGAGUUACCUUUAUUGUGUCAUUUUUAUAGAACCAAUAAGAUUAUAAUAAGCAAAAAAAAAAAAAAAAACUUUAUAAAAGUGUUGCUUAAAAUGCUAAAAAAUAUGUAAUAAUUAAGGAGGACAAAUAUUGAGAAACUUGACAUCAUAGAUAUGUUUGUACUGCAGCUGAGUUUCAUGUCAUUAGUAGGGAUGAGCCGAACACCCCCCCCCAUUCGGUUCGCACCAGAACCUUCGAAUGGACCACGCAAACAUUUA
Rana temporaria (common frog) is the source of this 1954-nucleotide messenger RNA. Its product is annotated as keratin, type I cytoskeletal 19-like. Gene Ontology annotation, molecular function: structural molecule activity. The record is from RefSeq and is a predicted model, not a curated record. The transcript has 8 exons. NCBI's taxonomy places the organism in Eukaryota, Metazoa, Chordata, Amphibia, Anura, Ranidae. Bases 93 to 1478 code for a protein of 461 amino acids.